Anthostomella pinea is the source of this 1494-nucleotide messenger RNA. NCBI's taxonomy places the organism in Eukaryota, Fungi, Ascomycota, Sordariomycetes, Xylariales, Xylariaceae. The record is from the annotation of a GenBank genome assembly.
AUGCAUGCAGGACCAGGAACCAAGAAGCGCAUGCCGCCGAUCCGACAGCAUGGUUCCGGGGAAGCAGCUCUGCGUACAAAACCUUGGAGCCGCCGCCGCAUGCAGGACCGGCGAUGGACGGUUCUCGGAUUGACCGCGCUGCUCAUGCUCAUAUUCACGAUGCCGUCAACAACGUCAAUGUGGAAAACGGCCGCCUGGCUCGUGCCAGCCGCCUUCGCGCUGCCCGCAUCAGGAUCAGCGUGUAAGUUCGACAUAUACAAGCACUUCGGCAACCUAUCGCCAUACUUCGUGCCGUCCAACACGCCCGAGUCCUUACAAUCAGGCACACCGCCCGGUUGCACCGUCGAAAAGGCCUUCCUGGUCCACCGUCACGGCAGCCGGAACCCGCUGUCGGACGAGAUCACCGUCAUCGACGACCUGGCAUACUACCUCGGCAACAACAGCGCGCUGUUCUCGCAGCCUCAGGCGGAACUCCCAGACGAAUACGCCUUCCUCGCCGAAGGCUGGACCAGCAGCGCCUUCACCACCAACGAUCUCUCCGCCCCCGGGCGACAGCAGCUCUUCGACCACGGCGUAGCCGCCCGCCUGCAGUACCCCACUCUCUACACCGUCGAGGUGCUAGCCGGCGACCAGGACCGCGUCGUCGAGUCCGCAGUGUGGUUCAUGGACGGCUACUACGGCCGCGCCGCCAACUCGACCGCCACGCUGCACACGAUCGCCGAGGACAACGCGACCGUGUCGUGGAUCACGUCCAUGGACACGUGCGCGUCGUGGUCGUACGCCUCCGGCGGCGAUAUCGUCGCCGCCUGGGGCGCCGUCUACCUGCCGCCCAUCGCGGCGCGCCUCAACGCCGUACUCGCGCCCGCGUACCCGGGCGUCAACGUCACCGCGCCGCUGGUCCACGGCAUGCUGUACGCGUGCGUCUACGGCACCGCCGUGUCCGGCGUCGGCAGCUCGCCGUGGUGUCCGCUGUUCCUACCCGACGAGAUUCGAAGCCACGAGUACGAGUACGACCUGCUGAUGCGCGGCGCGUUCGGCUAUGGGCUGCCGGGGGAUAUGGGGGCCGUGCUUGGGAGUCUGCUCGUGGCGAAUAUGACGGCUUUCAUGCAGCGGGACGGCGGAGCGAAUCUGUCGUUGAACUUUGGGCAUGAUACUACGAUUGAUCUCGGUCUGACGGCGCUGGGACUGGCGAUGGAUUCGGAAUACCCGACCGAGGGUCCGGUGAAUGCGACGCGGGCGUGGCGGACGUCGAACCAGGUGCCGUUUGCGGCGCAGAUGCUGUGGCGGGGCCUGUCGUGCAGCGGCGGCGACGGGGACGAGAAGAGGAUCCAGCUGCUGCUGAACGAGGCCAACUUCGACCUGGGCCCGACGGGCUGCGCGAGCGACGGGUUCGGGUCUUGUAGCUUGGCGGACUUCGUCGCGACGGAUAGGGUGCGGGCGGCGCUGAACGUCACGCAUGGGGAUGAGCGGUGGGAUGCGGCUUGCUCUGUGUAG